Messenger RNA from Protomyces lactucae-debilis, 808 nucleotides. RefSeq names its product ribosomal protein S3. The record is from RefSeq and is a predicted model, not a curated record. Gene Ontology annotation, cellular component: nucleus; cytosolic small ribosomal subunit. Lineage: Eukaryota; Fungi; Ascomycota; Taphrinomycetes; Taphrinales; Protomycetaceae. Gene Ontology annotation, biological process: translation. Gene Ontology annotation, molecular function: RNA binding; structural constituent of ribosome. The transcript has 2 exons. The coding region runs from base 29 to 808 and encodes 259 amino acids.
GCGCCCAUAGUAGCUCAUUACGCCCAACAUGUCGAACCAGAUUAUCAGCAAAAAGCGCAAGUUCAUCGCCGACGGUGUGUUCUAUGCCGAACUCAACCAGUUCUUCACCUCUGAGCUCGCAGAGGAAGGUUACUCCGGCACUGAGGUCCGCGUGACUCCUGCACGUACAGAGAUUAUCAUCCGUGCCACCCACACCCAAGAGGUGCUCGGAGAGAAGGGUCGUCGUAUCCGCGAAUUGACAGCUUUGGUGCAGAAGCGUUUCAAGUUCCCAGAGAACACUGUUGAGCUGUACGCCGAGAAGGUCCAGAACCGUGGUCUCUGCGCUGUUGCUCAAUGCGAGUCUCUCCGUUACAAGCUCCUUGCUGGUCUUGCUGUUCGUCGUGCCGCUUACGGUGUCGUCCGUUUCAUCAUGGAGUCUGGUGCCAAGGGUUGUGAGGUUGUCAUCUCUGGUAAGCUGCGUGCUGCGCGUGCCAAGUCUAUGAAGUUCAUUGAUGGAUUCAUGAUUCACUCUGGUCAGCCAGUCAACGACUUUAUCGACACAGCGACCAGGCACGUGCUCCUUAGGCAAGGUGUUCUCGGUGUGAAGGUUAAGAUUAUGAAGGGAUCUGACCCAGAGGGUCGUGCAGGUGUCAACAAGAUUCUGCCUGAUGCCGUGACUAUCAUCGAGCCCAAGCCAGAGAAGUCGAUUGAGUCGCCUUACACUGAUGACCAGCGGCCAGAGGCACAGGUCCAGGCGCAGCAACAGCAACAGCAGCAGCAGCAGCCGCAGGAGGGUGACGAGUCCGCCGCUCAAGUCGUUGCUCAGUAA